Molecule: messenger RNA, 309 nt
Organism: Effrenium voratum
Lineage: Eukaryota; Dinophyceae; Suessiales; Symbiodiniaceae
Source: the annotation of a GenBank genome assembly
AUGUCGGGCAUCUCAUGGGACUCGCUGCUGUUUCCUUUGCCCCCCCGCGCCUUGCCGGAUGUGCUGCGGGUGCUGCGGCUUGUGGACGUGUCGCUUGCGCUACCGUUCCUGCGAGAAGCCUUGCGCAAGCUGCAGAUCGAGGCGGCAGACGCGACCAUACGAAAUGUCCUCUGCAAGAUAGCCAGCGCUGCGCCUCACGCUGAGCUGAAGCACGUGCAGUCGAUGUGCUGCGACGAGCCUACUGUUUUGCUUUCUGAGGCGAGGCAGUCUUGCCCGGAGUGCCGCGCGCGCUUGCGCCAGGAGGACUGA